UUAAGGUGAAAAAAAAUAAUUAUUAUUAUUUAAUUUUAAGUGUAGUAUAAUAAUAAUUUAUGAUACAUUGAUUUAAAUUGAUUAAAUAAUAAAAUAUAUUUUUAAAAUGUCUUUAAAAGUUUUAAAAAGUGAUAAAUUUAACUUUAAAUAGGCAAUAAUGAAAAGUUUUUUGUGAUUAUGGAUGGCCUUUGUCAAAGAACAAAAUUCCUGCGGUCGACUAAUGGUAUCGACCUUAAACAAAAUUGGAAAAUGAUCCUGGGUAAAAGCGAACCAGGAACACCAUAAGAAAAGAGAUUUAAGUAGCAGAUGGAUUCUAUUCACACAACUUUAUUAUUUUUUUUUUUCUUAUAAUAAUAAAAUUGAGAUUGAAAAAUUAAAAUCCCAAGUAAAGCUGUAAUUAAUUAAAUAAAUAUACUUUAAUGAUAAAAAUGAUUAAAAUGCCGGUCGUACGUCGUGAUACGUACUUUGUGGCAAAGCGAACGAGAAAGUGGUCAACGGGAUGCUGCAUACUGUUAUGCUUGGAUGUGGACCGGGACGUGUGAGACGUGAAAAUUAUCCCGGAUUUCAUCCAGAUCAUCGUGUCACACGAUUCAGGAUGAACCGGGGCGAGCAAGAGACACUGUUUAGACAGAGUCGACAGCUUACCAGAAUAGUACCGUCCCGUGAGGAUUUAGUGCUUAGCGUUCUUAAAGCACCUAUAAAUCAACAACAGCAGCAGCAGCAACAACAACAACAACAACAACAACAACAACAUCAACAAUCAUGUAAACAUCAACAGUAUUUACAUAGCCCGCAGGAUCAUCAUAUCAACUGCCAAGCACAUCAAACCUAUCAAACUCAUAAUAAAAAAUGCCCUCAUCAAGGUCAGAUUUACAACGAAAGUCUUCCAAAGCACAAAACAGAACAACAGAGUACUCGGUUAACAGAAAAACGAUACAGUGCAGCUGCAGCUUAUGCCGCUCUCCAGGGUAGUGAAGAUGAACUAGUAUCUUGUGAUACUACUGAGGAUUUAGCAUUAAAAACACCUGGUAGUGAAACUGAGGAUACUGAUAACGGUGUUAAUACUAUUGAUGAAAAUCCAACGGGACAUAAAUUCACGUUUUUACGACGUUUUCGUUCCCCCCGAUUUGGCGAAGCUCAUCAUAAACGUGUACCCACACCAAUGAAGAGAAAGCAUAGAAGAAAAAAAAACAAAGGAGACAUUAUUAGCAGAAGUGACGAUGGUAAUGAUGUAGAGGGAGAGGAAGAGGAAGAAGAAGAAGAAACACCGAUUCCUGUUCAAGCUGGUGUGCCUGAUCCUUACUAUCCGAUUUAUUUGCCCAUUGAUCAGGCAUUUAAGGCUAAAUAUGUUUUUCAUCAUAAAAAAGGAAAAACAUUUCAAGAACGGCUUUACGUAUUUCUUGAGCAUCCUGGUGGAUGGAUUUGUUUCGUUUAUCAUUUUACUGUGUUCAUGGUGGUAUUGGUGUGCCUCAUAUUUAGUGUACUGUCAACGAUAGAACAAUAUAGUAAUUUUGCAAACGAAACUUUGUUUUGGAUGGAAAUAUGCUUGGUUGUAUUCUUCGGUGUCGAAUAUAUGAUAAGAUUAUGGAGUGCGGGCUGCAGGUCAAAAUAUAUGGGAUGUUGGGGCAGAUUACGAUUUAUACGCAAACCAAUUUGUAUAAUAGACUUAAUCGUUGUCGUGGCGUCAAUUGUCGUCCUGUCAGUUGGAAGCAAUGGCCAAGUUUUCGCAACUUCCGCAAUUCGUGGUAUUAGAUUUUUGCAAAUUCUGCGAAUGCUUCAUGUCGAUCGUCAAGGUGGUACUUGGCGACUGCUUGGAUCCGUUGUAUUUAUUCAUCGUCAGGAAUUGAUAACGACACUUUACAUUGGAUUCCUGGGUCUGAUAUUCAGCAGUUACUUUGUAUAUUUAGCUGAAAAAGAUGCUGUGGGACCUGAUGGAAAAACUGAUUUUUCUAGUUAUGCUGAUGCCCUUUGGUGGGGUGUGAUCACCGUCACAACAAUAGGUUAUGGAGAUACUGUACCACAAACGUGGAUGGGAAAAAUAGUUGCUUCAUGUUUCAGUGUCUUCGCUAUAUCAUUUUUCGCACUUCCAGCAGGAAUACUUGGCUCGGGUUUCGCGUUAAAAGUACAGCAGAAGCAACGUCAGAAGCACUUUAACCGGCAGAUACCAGCCGCAGCAAUGUUGAUCCAAUGUCUAUGGCGUUGUUAUGCUGCUGACAAAGCCAUCAACAGUGUAGCAACGUGGAAUAUUUACAUAAAGGACCCAGCACCUAGUGGUCAACCCUCGACACCACUUGGCAAGUUGAUUUGUGUAAAGAAGAUGUCUCUGAUGAUCCAGGUGGCUAAAAAGGCGAGCGUGCUGAAAAGAAGAAAAUCAAGAAAUCGAAUGGAGACGCAAAGCUCGCAGACUCCUACUCUUCCGUCAAUCAUGACUUCAGGAUCUGGAACAGGAGCCAGUACUCAGACCGAAAAUCAACGAAUUGACAAUGAGGGUGACGUUGUUUUUUAUAUGGAAGAACCAAAAGCUGGAACACCCAACAGAGCUCGUCGAGACAAUAGGGGCAGCCUGUUUACAUCACAAACUAGUUCGGUGACAGAAGCUGCCAGCGACGAGAUCGAUAUUGACAUCGACGAACCCCAGAGGGUAACAACGCUCACUGAGGCGCAUCGAAACGCGAUAAGGGCCAUCAGAAAGAUCAAGUACUUUGUAGCACGUAGAAAAUUUCAACAGGCGAGAAAACCUUAUGAUGUCAGAGACGUAAUCGAACAAUACAGUCAAGGACAUUUAAAUAUGAUGGUGCGAAUUAAGGAGCUACAGAGGAGAUUGGAUCAGACCCUGGGUAAACCAGGCAGCUAUCUAGCGGGAAUCGACCGGGCUGGCAAUGUGAAACCCAUGACGAUCGGCGCACGCUUGUAUCGCGUCGAGCAGCAGCUGGCAGUAAUGGAUAAGAAACUUGACCAACUGGUAUACGUAUUAAACGCGAUGGCUCAAAAACAACAAAUACCACUGAGAAGUAUUGAAGACGAGGUGUAACAAAUGCCCCAACCUUUUUUAUCAACUUUUCCUACUCUACCAUCAACAUAAAAAUCAACAUCAACAUCAAUACAAAAAGCAUAAAUUUUAAUUUAAAUACGUAUCCAUUAUAUUAUAAAUUAUUAGAGUAAGCUUUGUAAAAGUUGACCGUGUCAACAUAUUACACAUCAGACAUAUACUGUUAUGGUGACUAUAUAUUAUAUAUAAACCGAUGAAAUCGUCAAGUACAAGUUUUAACGUAAAGGGAUUUUUGUGUGCAAAGGGCAGACUUCUACGACGGUCCAUUUAUACCCAAAGCUCAUAAUAGCUUUUUAGCUUUCCUCUAACGUGGCUGGAUCCUGGAUCCAGUCAUCUCAGCCCUCCAGUUAGCUAAAUCGACUAUCCAUAUUAAUAAUUAAAUAAUCACACUCAAAUCAAAGUUAAUAUUCAUUUAAAUAUUUUUAAUUAUACCCAAUUAAAUACAUAAAAAAAAAAAUUGUUUUAUUUCGUUAAACGAUUUAUACGCACAUAUACUUGAUAAUUUACGUGUAUAAAAAUAUUAUAUCACGUACAGUGUAUUUCAGAAUUCAGUGUAACAGGAACAAAAAAAUAUAUAAAUAAUUAAUAAUAAUAAUAAGCAUUAAUUAAUUAAAUAAAUUCAUAUAAUUAUAACUCGAUAAUCGAAUCGUCCGUCAACUUUAAUUAUAAUAAUAUUAAUAACAAUUUUAU
This is a messenger RNA of Microplitis demolitor, 3739 nucleotides long. Its product is annotated as potassium voltage-gated channel subfamily KQT member 1. Gene Ontology annotation, molecular function: voltage-gated potassium channel activity. Gene Ontology annotation, cellular component: membrane. Gene Ontology annotation, biological process: potassium ion transport; transmembrane transport. Bases 500 to 3031 code for a protein of 843 amino acids. The record is from RefSeq and is a predicted model, not a curated record. Lineage: Eukaryota; Metazoa; Arthropoda; Insecta; Hymenoptera; Braconidae. The transcript has 14 exons.